This is a messenger RNA of Chilo suppressalis (striped riceborer), 1487 nucleotides long. The record is from the annotation of a GenBank genome assembly. NCBI's taxonomy places the organism in Eukaryota, Metazoa, Arthropoda, Insecta, Lepidoptera, Crambidae.
GACAAGAUAAAAAAACAUCGUCUUCGCAGAUAGAACCUACGUUUCGUAAAUGGAAUAAAACCAGAAUUAUAAUAAUUUACUUGAUUAUUGUGCCCUUUUUGUGCUUUUUAAAAUGAGUGAACUUAGACAGCGUCGCGGUGAUGGUGAAGGAAACGAAAAAGUUGAAACGGCAGGAGAAUCUGAUCAUGUGGAUUCAGAGGAAGAAAAGGUGUUAGAAGAAAAGGAUGUGGAUGAAAUGGCGAAGAAUUUGCCUCAAGGCACGGACAAGACGCCCGAAAUAUUGGAUUCAGCUCUUUCUGGUCUAUCCUCAAGGUGGCGAAAUUGGGUGAUCAGAGGAAUCUUCACGUGGCUGAUGAUUGGAGCUUUUUGUCUUCUCAUCUACGGGGGUCCUUUAGCCUUAAUGAUAACGGUCUUAUGCGUCCAAGUGAAAUGCUUCGAGGAAAUCAUAAACAUUGGCUAUGCUGUCUACCGAGUUCACGGUUUGCCGUGGUUCCGAUCCCUCUCCUGGUACUUCCUGUUGACUUCCAACUACUUCUUCUAUGGAGAAAACUUAAUCGACUACUUUGGAGUUGUAAUCAAUAGAACGGAUUACCUCAAGUUUCUGGUGACCUACCACCGGUUCAUCUCGUUCAGUCUGUACUGCGUGGGUUUCGUGUGGUUCGUGCUGUCGCUCGUGAAGCGCUACUAUAUGCGACAGUUCAGCCUGUUCGCGUGGACGCACGUCGCCCUGCUCAUCGUCGUCACACAGAGCUACCUCAUCAUCCAGAACAUAUUCGAAGGAUUGAUCUGGUUCAUAGUACCGGUGUCUAUGAUAAUUUGCAACGAUGUGAUGGCGUAUGUGUUCGGCUUCUUCUUCGGCAAGACUCCUCUCAUCAAGCUCAGUCCCAAGAAGACUUGGGAAGGUUUCAUUGGAGGGGGUUUCUCGACUGUCGUCUUCGGCUUAGUGCUCUCCUACAUGAUGUCACAAUAUCCUUACCUGGUGUGCCCUAUUGAGUACUCCGAGUCUCUGGGUAAAAUGACGAUGGACUGCGAGCCGUCACUGCUGUUCCGCUUGCAAGAAUACACGCCGCCCCAAUUCCUGCAACCACUCAUGAAGAUUUUCGGCAUGGAGAAAUUCAACAUGUACCCGUUCAUGAUCCACUCACUGGCGCUCAGCAUAUUCAGCUCCGUCAUCGGGCCUUUCGGUGGAUUCUUCGCGUCGGGCUUCAAGAGGGCUUUCAAGAUCAAGGACUUUGGCGACGUCAUUCCCGGGCACGGUGGCAUAAUGGACCGCUUCGACUGCCAGUUCCUGAUGGCCACAUUCGUCAACGUGUACAUUACCAGUUUCAUACGUACUGCCACGCCUCAGAAGCUGCUUCAACAAGUAUACAACUUGAAACCGGAACAACAGCUACAACUUUUCUACGCAUUGAAAGAAUCGCUUGAACACAGGAAUAUACUCAACUUGGUACCAUAAACACCUUAACUCUACCACGAGGUAACCGAAU